AGUCAAAGACCCGGAAAGUUGGCCCUGCAGAGGGUCUCCAGGGAGAAGGCGGCACGCAGCGAGUGGAGGGAAGGCGCCCUGGAACCGGAGCGGGCUCGGGAGCUGUGGGCCCGCCGUAUCUGCCCUGCUACGUGUCCAGGGAGAUAGAAGAUUCCGGCAGAUCCAGCUGCAGUGUUCCUUUCUGACCUUCUUCAUUCCUCCCAGGAAACACUCUUUUUAGAGCAUCGCCUGGUCCCAUCAGAAAUGUCUUCCUUAAGUGGGAAAGUUCAAACGGUCCUGGGCCUUGUGGAGCCUGGCACACUGGGUCGCACCCUGACCCACGAACAUUUGACAAUGACCUUUGACUGCUGUUACUACCCACCUCCUCCAAGCCACGAAGUUAUCUCCAAGGAGCCUAUUAUAAUGAAAAAUUUAUUUUGGAUCCAUAAAAACCCUUAUUCCCAUAAAGAAAAUCUGCAGCUGAAUCAGGAGACGGAAGCCAUCAAGGAAGAACUGUUGGAUUUUAAAGCCAAAGGUGGAGGAGCUUUGGUGGAAAACACAACCACUGGGAUCAGCCGAGACGUGCGGACCUUGAAGUGGCUUGCGGAAGAGACUGGCGUCCACAUCAUAGCUGGGGCUGGCUUUUAUGUGGAUGCGACUCACUCUUCAGAGACCAGAGCCAUGUCAGUGGAGCAGCUUACUGAUGUCCUUGUUAAUGAAAUUCUCUGUGGAGCCGAUGGAACCAGUAUCAAGUGCGGCGUUAUUGGGGAAAUUGGUUGCUCCUGGCCUCUGACUGACAGUGAAAGAAAGGUUCUGCAGGCAACAGCUCACGCCCAGACUCAGCUUGGCUGUCCUGUUAUUAUUCAUCCCGGAAGGAAUCAAAGUGCACCAUUUCAGAUUAUCCGAGUGUUGCAAGAAGCUGGAGCAGACAUCUCCAAAACAGUUAUGUCACACCUCGAUAGGACUAUCCUGGAUAAGAAGGAACUACUGGAGUUUGCUCAGCUUGGCUGUUACUUGGAAUAUGAUCUCUUUGGUACUGAACUUUUUCAUUAUCAGUUCAACCCAGAUAUUGACAUGCCCAAUGAUAAUAAAAGAAUUAAAAGGGUGCGACUUCUGGUGGAUGAGGGCUACGAGGACCGAAUUCUGAUGGCACAUGACAUACAUACGAAGAAUCGGCUGACGAAAUAUGGAGGUCACGGCUAUUCCCAUAUCCUUACCAACAUUGUUCCUAAAAUGUUGCUGAGGGGGAUAACUGAGGGUGCACUUGAUAAGAUACUGAUCGAGAACCCCAAGCAAUGGCUAACUUUCAAAUAGGAUGGUUGUUACGAAUUCACACCUUGAAUGUAAAGCUUGCCCGGGAACAGAGUGAUUUUAAACCCACUGUGAGAUAUUAAUCAGAUCCACAAAGGACUAAUGACAGAAUAUUUCCUUUUUAUAAGAAGUAGGAGACUUUUGCCUUCUCAGAAACUGGCUAUUCCAUCUGUACCUUUAGGGAGUUGCGGAGCCUAAUUAAGCCCUAUUGUUUUUCCUUCACAAAAUAAAUACAAAAGUAGCCAUUUCCAAAUGAUGAUUUACAGUUUAGAUCCCCUGAGUAGAGUUUUGCUUCCUUUUGUUUUGUUUUCUUAAUCCAUCAGCAGCACUCCUUGAGAAAAUUUAAACUGUUUUUAGUUAAAUUACCCCCAUCUGGAGGAAUCUAAUGUUUCUUGUAAAAUUGAUGAUUCUACUAAUUAUCCUGCUGUUCUUUAAUUAAUGCUUAAUGAAUAAUAUCCCACUUUAAAAUAGCUUCUGCAGCAAAGGAAGCUAAAUUUUGAGACAUUUAU
Molecule: messenger RNA, 1799 nt
Organism: Budorcas taxicolor (takin)
Lineage: Eukaryota; Metazoa; Chordata; Mammalia; Artiodactyla; Bovidae
Gene: PTER
Product: phosphotriesterase related
Exons: 6
Coding region: 244-1293 (349 amino acids)
Biological process (GO): catabolic process
Molecular function (GO): hydrolase activity, acting on ester bonds; zinc ion binding
Source: RefSeq, a predicted model, not a curated record